GUCCAGCGGUAUGUUCGCUACCAUUGCUGUUCCUCGCCUUCCUGAUCAGUCGCUCACAGCGGAUCAAUUUCAGGAGCGAUUUUAGACCUCCGUGGGUCGGAGACGCUUGCAGCGUUACUGUGGGGAAUAACUCAACAGUCUUUGAUUGUCACAUACCCCCCGGUUUUCCAAAAUGUCAGACGACACAACUGUGCCGAAUGAUAAACGAUCCCAGCUUAUUCAUAAGGCCAAGCUGGCGGAGCAAGCUGAGCGUUACGAGGACAUGGCACGAUUCAUGAAGGAGGUUGUGGAGAUGGGAGGUGAGCUGUCAAACGAGGAGAGGAACCUGCUGUCUGUUGCCUACAAGAACGUGGUCGGGGCGAGGCGGUCCGCAUGGAGGGUUUUGUCCUGUCCAAAUAAGUACAAGGGCACGACUGAAGAGGAUACGGGGAAGCAUCAGCAGCUGGUCCAAGACUAUACGAAGAUUGUGGUAGAUGAGCUGGAAGGUAUCUGCCAGGAAGUUCUGAAACUGCUGAAUGACCAUUUAAUACCGAAUUCCACAAAUUGUGAGAGCAAAGUCUUCUAUUAUAAGAUGGAGGGGGACUACCACAGAUACCUUGCUGAAGUCAGACAAGACGAACAGGUGCACAAAGAAAACUCGGAGCAAUCUUACAAAAAAGCGUGUGAAGCCUGCGAAUCUAUGACCUGCACACAUCCCAUCCGCUUGGGCUUGGCACUCAACUUCUCCGUCUUCUACUACGAGAUCCUCAGCUCCCCUGAAAAAGCCUGUGAAUUGGCUAAAAAGGCAUUUGACGAAGCCAUUGCAGAGCUUGACCAACUAAAUGAGGAGUCCUACAAAGACAGCACUCUUAUCAUGCAGCUCCUUAGAGACAACCUGACAUUAUGGACAUCAGAUACCGCUGCUGAGGAGGACGAUGGUGGAGAGGCAUGCAAGGCUGUCCAGGAUGAGAGCUAAGAGCACAAGCCCUCGAUGUUUGUGUCAUCUCCAAAAAAAACAAAAAGAAAAGAAAAGAGAAAAAAAAUAACUUUUUACACAUCCUUCAUUCCUUAUUGCUUCACUUAAAUAUUCUACAAUUAAAACCCAUUUCUGAAAAGAGUCAUGUAAGGAAAUGAUAAUAAUGAUUAAAAAAAAACAAAAAACUUUUUUUUCCAAAGUGUAGAUUUGAAUCGGUGAAAAGAGAAUCCCUCCAUUCCUUUGGUUUGUGUUUGUCCUGGCCUUCCCAUUUGUGCAGUCUCAGCUGUAGAAAAGUGAUUGAUAGCUUGACAUGGUAUUAGACUCCUAGCUCACUUUAGGGUCCCAUCAUCAAACAACCGGAAACCUACAUUCCAUCAAUUGAGGCAAUGUUUUCAAUGAGAAAUAUUAAGAUAUAAAAAGUAGUUCCCCACAUGACUUUUUAUAAGAGUGUCUGUCUCUACACAGUUACGUGGUACGGUUAUAGCAGCUGAAGUCCAACUUCAAACAGAUUAAAAUUUCACACUGCAGGGAAAGCUAGUGCACUUUACAUGCUGGCAACACAUACUAUAAUACAGCCAAGUAGUGCCAAUUGGUUAAAUGCUCACUUUCUGCCCUGAUUAUAUUGCCAGUCUUUUCACUGAAGCAUGCCUAUCGUUUGGUGUGGGGGUUAAUGGUGGAGGCUUUACUGACCAAAUACAGGGAUUUUUUUUUUUUUUUUUUAAUGGGAAGGCUCUGUCAUGCAUGUCUCUGGAGAUAUUACACUGGAAUGGGAACAAAUGCUGUAACACGCAAGUUCAUGUGUCAAGUUUAGUAAUUUUCAAUGCAGGUUUGUACACAUCCUUCAGGUGGGUGAUUUGUAGUCUGUCCAGUGAUUGUCAUUAGAGAUGCGGACCACUAUUGUUUUGCUAUUCAUUGAAUUGUAGUCCCCCAAAGCCUUGUGGAACUGUUUGAAUCCCUAUGUAUCAGCUAUGUUAACAUGAAUAAAACAUUUUAUAGACCACGUCUAA
This is a messenger RNA of Plectropomus leopardus (leopard coralgrouper), 1962 nucleotides long. Its product is annotated as 14-3-3 protein beta/alpha-B-like. NCBI's taxonomy places the organism in Eukaryota, Metazoa, Chordata, Actinopteri, Perciformes, Serranidae. The record is from RefSeq and is a predicted model, not a curated record.